GAUGCGCGUUCACGGCGCGCCGGUGUGGCGAGCCCGUGCUUCGGAGCAUCGUUCGGAGGGGAGGAGAGGAGAGGAAGAGACGGGGAGCCGGAGCCUGCCACACCGAGUGUCCACCGAAUGUCUGCCUCUGCACGUCGCCAAUGAACAGUCCUCGCAUUCCCAUGUCUGCCAGUUGACGCGCUGCACGCCAGGCUUCCACCUCUGCAAAGGAUUCACGAGUCCGACAGCGGGCUGCGCGUUUUUUUCAGCGGGAGCACCUGACAUUUCCUGUGGCAGAUUUACUCACUGGAUCAUGGCACAGACCAACAGUGGUGGGCAGGGGACCAACGGGGUAGCGGAUGAGUCCCCCAACAUGAUAGUGUACAGGAAGAUGGAGGAAGUAAUAGCCCGCAUGCAAGAUGAGAAGAAUGGCAUCCCCAUCCGAACGGUGAAAAGUUUUCUAACAAAGAUCCCAAGUGUUUUUUCAGGAUCUGAAAUUGUACAGUGGAUGAUCAAGAAUCUGGAUAUCGAAGAUCAAGUGGAGGCUCUUCACUUAGGAACUCUGAUGGCUGCACACGGUUACUUUUUCCCCAUCUCAGACCACGUCCUCACGCUCAAAGACGACGGCACUUUCUAUAGGUUUCAGACUCCAUACUUUUGGCCGUCAAACUGCUGGGAACCAGAAAACACAGACUAUGCUGUUUACCUCUGCAAAAGAACCAUGCAAAAUAAAGCGCGUCUGGAGCUCGCAGAUUAUGAGGCGGAGAGCUUAGCCAGGCUACAGAGAGCUUUCGCCAGGAAAUGGGAAUUCAUUUUUAUGCAAGCAGAAGCACAAGCAAAAGUGGACAAGAAAAGAGACAAAAUCGAGAGGAAAAUCCUCGACAGUCAGGAAAGGGCAUUCUGGGAUGUGCACAGACCAGUGCCUGGAUGUGUGAAUACGACAGAAGUGGACAUAAAGAAGUCCUCCAGAAUGAAAAACCCUCACAAAACCAGAAAGUCUGUGUACGGGCUGCAGAACGACAUCCGCACCCACAGCCCGACCCACACCCCCGCCCCGGAGGCCAAGCAGCCCACAGAAGAAGAGCUGCAGGAACAGAUCACCUUUUGGCAAUUGCAGUUAGACCGGCAUCGACUGAAAAUGUCCAAAGUGGCAGAGAGUUUGCUGGCCUACACAGAGCAGUACGUUGAAUACGACCCUUUCCUCACGCCUCCAGAUCCAUCCAACCCCUGGAUCUCAGACGACGCCACGCUCUGGGAGCUCGAAGCCAGUAAGGAGCCCGGUCAGCAGAGGGUAAAGAGGUGGGCUUUCGGCAUCGACGAGGUCCUCAAAGAUCCUGUGGGGAGAGAGCAAUUCCUCAAGUUCCUGGAGUCUGAAUUCAGCUCAGAGAAUCUCAGGUUCUGGCUAGCGGUCCAAGAACUAAAGAAACGUCCCAUCAGAGAAGUUCCAACCCGGGUUCAGGAGAUCUGGCAGGAGUUUCUGGCCCCCGGAGCCCCCAGUGCCAUCAAUGUGGACUCCAAGAGCUACGCCAAGACCACCCAGAACGUCAAAGAUCCCGGCCGCUACGCCUUCGAGGAUGCACAGGAACACAUCUACAAGUUGAUGAAGAGUGAUUCUUACAGCCGUUUCAUCCGUUCCAGUGCCUACCAGGAGUUAUUACAGGCCAAGAAGAAGAAAAGUAAGAACUUGUUCUGAAGGCUCUUGCUUCCAGGGGAAACUAAUAGCGUCCAAGAGGCUGACCAGUCGUGUGCCAUCAUGCUAAAAUCAAUGCCAUCUCUCUCUGGGAGGUGGAGAGGGGGACCAUCCCAUUUCUUCGUCACCAUCGUCUGUCCAUACGCUCUGGGCUCGGCCGGGUGUCUGUUCGUCUGUUGUCCACCGGAUGUUGCAUGUCCAAGGAGAGGAUGUUCCUUCUUCUCUCUCUCUCUCUCUCUCUCUCUCUCUCUCUCUCUCUCUCUCUCUCUCUCCUACAGUACCUGCUAUAUUUCCAGUAUUCCCAGAAAGGAGGCCCCACUGGACUUGCCAGGACACUUACAGACUGGCUGGAUGAAAAAAUGUCUUUAAAAAAAAGAAAUCAAAUCCAGUAUUCCAGUUCUUUCCAUUGUGACUGCUGGAUUGGAGCUCCCUCUCUCACUUCCAGCUAAAACAAAUGAUGUCAGAGAGAAAAAAAAACAAGAAAAAAAUACUAUGACAGCUUAAAAUGAUCAAUCUAACUAAUGUCAUUGCUUUACAUGAUCUGAGGUCACAGAUACUUUGUCACGCUAUGGGUUGUGCAGGUUGUGCAGGAUGAAUAUACUAUAUAUAUAUAUAUAUAAAUAUAUACAUAUAUUAUGAUUAUUAUGAUUAUUUAUUGUGCAUUCAUUUUAUUUUGCAUUCUUUUAAUUGCACUACAAUAAUUAGCACAUAUGGUUUCCAUUGCACUUGUAAAGUCACAUUCAAAAAUUACAAAAAUGCUGUCUCCUGUCUUAUGUAGAACAUAAUUCUUUGUUAUUCUCUCCUGCAUUUAUUUUUAUACCAUAUUUAAAGACACUUUUACUUACUUGUAUUAUUAAAGUUGGUCCUCUAUCUGUUA
Scophthalmus maximus (turbot) is the source of this 2546-nucleotide messenger RNA. RefSeq names its product regulator of G protein signaling 7a (gene rgs7a). Gene Ontology annotation, biological process: G protein-coupled receptor signaling pathway; regulation of G protein-coupled receptor signaling pathway; intracellular signal transduction. Bases 2 to 1672 code for a protein of 556 amino acids. Lineage: Eukaryota; Metazoa; Chordata; Actinopteri; Pleuronectiformes; Scophthalmidae. The record is from RefSeq and is a predicted model, not a curated record. The transcript has 18 exons.